GGAGGAUACGAAGAGGAGCCGGAAGUGAGGACUGCGUGACGCGCUUGUUGUUUUUUUAAAUCUCUUUUGACUUUCUCUAGCAAGGCUGGGUUUACUUCCUCUAGCUGCACGCAGCGGCUGAGGGGGCGGGGCGAGGCGAGACUACUUGCCAUUGGUAUUUUGCUGGAGUGAAUUGCGGCCAGGCAAUGAGAACUACAGCCAUGGCGGUAGCUGGUGUGCUGUCGAUGCUCAGGCGCUGUAGUGGAAAGUUAAGAUGGAAUAUGCCUCCAUAUAUAAACUUGCGGAUGAGUCAGCCCUGUGUCUUUAAAUCUUCCAAAUCAGAAGCUUUACUAAAUUUAACCAAGGAUGGGAUAACAUGCGCUCCACUUCAGACAUUUACCGAAGAAGAGAUGAUGCUUAAGGAAAUGGUAAAAAAGUUUGCUCAAGAAAGAGUUGCACCACUGGUACAAAAAAUGGAUGAAGAUGCAAAGUUGGACGAUUCUGUACUACAAGGCCUAUUUGAGCAAGGGUUGAUGAGUAUUGAGGUUGAUUCAGAAUAUGGAGGAAAUGAGUCUUCCUUUUUUUCCACCAUCCUGGUGACCGAAGAGUUGGCCAAAGUUGAUCCGUCUGUAGCACUUGUGUGCGAACUCCAGAAUACGCUUACCAAUAAACUGUUCACAACAUAUGGCACAGAAGAACAAAAGAGAACCUAUUUGCCUAGGCUAACAAAAGAUCUGAUAGGCAGCUUUUGCCUUUCAGAGGCUGGAUCUGGCAGUGAUGCAUUUUCCCUGAAGACACGUGCUGAAAAGAAAGGGGACUACUAUAUCAUCAAUGGGUCAAAAAUGUGGAUUAGCUUUGCUGAACAUGCAGGAGUGUUUUUGGUGAUGGCAAAUGCAAAUCCUUCCGUAGGUUAUAAAGGAAUUACAUGCUUUAUAGUAGACCGUAAUACAGAGGGCCUACAUGUAGGAAAGAAAGAGAAUAAACUGGGAAUCAGAGCAACAUCUACAUGUCCUGUAACAUUUGAAAACGUAAAGGUUCCUGAGAGCAAUAUACUGGGACAGGUUGGGCAAGGCUAUAAGUAUGCAAUUGGAAUGCUCAAUACAGGCAGAAUAGGAAUAGCUGCACAGAUGUUGGGGUUAGCCCAGGGAUGCUUUGACCACACUGUUCCAUAUACAAAGGAGAGAACCCAGUUUGGAAAAAGCAUAUUUGAUUUUCAGGGAAUGCAACAUCAGAUUGCUCACGUGGCUGUACAGCUGGAAGCUGCAAGAUUGCUAACUUACAAUGCAACCCGACUCGCAGAAACUGGGAAGCCAUUUAUAAAAGAGGCAAGCAUGGCCAAGUAUUAUGCAGCAGAGGUUGCAACUCUAACAACAAGUAAGUGUAUUGAAUGGAUGGGUGGAGUUGGCUUCAUGAAAGAUUAUCCAAUUGAAAAAUAUUACAGAGAUUGCAAAAUUGGCACCAUAUAUGAAGGAACGUCAAACAUUCAGUUGAACACCAUUGCAAAAUGCCUUGCUCAAGAGUACUGAGAUACAAAAGAUAUAACUACUGUUACAGAAAAAUCAGAACCAGCUUUGCCUUAUUGGUGGAAUCCAUGAGUUACCUCUUGAUUUCCUAGAUCAAAAUUGCCAGAUGAUGGUAAUGAAAUCCUAUACAAAGUCACAGUAUAAAUGACUGGACAUCUAUGGAUCAUUAAAGUUCUAACUCUUCCAACUACAGUGAAACAAGGGGUUAUGCUUCGUUCUGGAAAAUCUAUCUGCUUUUCUAUGGUGACGUGCUGGGGAUGGUGGAACUGAGAACUCCAGUUGAUUACAGACUGGUGAAAUAUACUGAGACUGCUCCGCAUUACAAUAUAUUCUCAAAUCUUUGCUUUAAUUUGGAUUGAUUUUAAAGAUACAUUCACAGAACCCUUUUUUAAAAGUGAAAUUUGAUAAAGAACUUAAGUAUUCAAUCAAAUAUUUAAGAAACCUCUGGAAUUCUGUUGACACAGGUGAUAAUCUGAACAUGCUAAUUAGAAGACUAUAUAGUAAACUGGUGGUCAAAAUACUUUGCACUACCCAUGUACAUGUCAGUGGGAUUUCAUCAGUGUCAGUGGUCAGAUAGUAAUCAGCUUGAAAACGCUGACAAAACAGGAUGAUAAUUGCUAAGAUGAUUAACCUCCUUGGUGGCUCCCCAACACUUUUCUUGGGGAAAUGGCAUACAUUUUUGUCCCAUGAUUCCUAAGAUGGAAACUGGAGGAAACUGACCCAGAUCCAGGGUCUUUCAUGCAGGUUGUUUAGUAGUUGGGAUACUCUCCAAGGCUACAGAAAAGUAGCAUCUGGUGUUUGUCCUGGGCACCCAAGAGCCAGCAAUUGGAUGCUUGCUUCUGAAUAAGCCUGUUUGUUUUGGUAUAUAAGGUAUGGAAGUAUACUUCAGAGCUCAUCAACGUCCAUGAUAUUACUGCAGUGUAAAUGGUUUGGAGACUGUGGUCAGACAGUCUAGCUCCUGGAUUAUUUAUGUUUCAAAGUGAUUCACAACUAAUCCUCAGAUAUGAGACAGAGACAACCACUCUGUCUCUCUCUCCUCAGACAUGCUGGUAGUGGUACAGUUUCAUGGCCACAAGCACAGUAUGUGAUACUUUUUGUUUGUUUAUUUUAUGCAUCACACUUUUAUACUGCCAAAUCACAAAGACUCAAUUCAAGGUGGUUUAUGAUGAAAAUCAGAAAUCAUUAACAAAACAGUUAAAACAAUUCAAAACUAUCUAAACAUUUGUCCUCCUAGAAAGGGAUAUGCAUUCUCAACUGGCAUCUGUGCCUUCAACAGCAGGCUUGAUGUGCAGAUGUUGGGGUGGGGUGUGCAUGUGUGGCAGACAUCCAGAUUGCACGCUCUCCAUAUGCCGAAAAGCUUCACCUGCUGAUUUCUGUGCCUCAAGCUGCUGUAGACAGUACAAGGGUAGAGGAGGCUUUUGUUUUCUGAUCAGGUGGCAACCCUACAUCUACUGUGGAUUGAAUAAAGUGGGGUGAGUUUGGUUAUGAGGUGCAUGAUUUUCUCCAGUUUGUGUGCAUCUGUGAUAGAAAGUAAGUGAAUAUAAAUGCUUGAGCCUUUUGUUCAUUUGACAUAUAAAUUAUUUGCAACUGAUGAAGCUUAGGGCCAAACUACACAUUACACUGAGUACAUUGUGUGGCUCUACAUCCUUCUGUUUUGCAACUUUUGUAAUUGGUGCCAAUGUAGGGCAAAACUACAGAUCUCCAGGAGGGGGAUAUCCAGAUGAGGAAUGUGGUAGAGAGAAAGGCUAAACCUCCCAGUCCUCCACUCUCAGCCCUGAAUCCUAUCCCCCCAGCUGCUAUUUAAGUUACAAACAAGCAUGCAGGGCCAAACAAUGUAUUUAAUGUAAUUCACACAACUGAUUGAGGGUGGGGGGGCUGUGCAAAAUUGACCUUCCCCCUCCAGAUAAGUAUCCCUCAUUGGUGGUAGGUGCGGACUGUGCGCCUACAUGACCUGCAAUCACUGGAAGCUGGGACGUGCCAUCCUGGCCUCCACGUAUCCCACAAUGCACCAUGUGACAAGCAGUGCCCCCAUGAGACAGGCAGGGUGGGUGCCUGUCCUUGUGUGCUUGGGCUGUAAGCACAAUCCCGGCAGCUGGGUUAAGGGCACACUUAUGCCCUUAACCUUGGGUAAAAACAGGGAUAAAAAGUAAGAUUCGGCUGGGUAGGGAGCACUGGGAUCCACACGGAUUCCAGUGCUUUGCACAUGCAGCCUAACCCUGGCUAGGCUGCUCAUGAGAACAGCCUCACGGUGUGGUUUGAUCCUUAGUUAACAGUGUUGCGAAUACAAUUCUAGGAGCUGGGUCUCACGAUCAGUGAGAUCCGGUUCUGGAAGCUCAGUGGGGAGAGUGGGCUAAGCCCACUACUACUCAUGAGUAACUGCAGUGCGGAGCCGCACCGUGGCUACUCACGAUUAAAAAAAACUGGGUUUGCGGAGCACUCACUCUGCAAACCUGGUUUUAGGGGCUGGCUACUUGAGUGGGUUACCCACUCACGAACCACUGGGCUUGCAGCUGAGCCUUGUGGUUCUCACGAUUGUAUAAAAUCAGGCUAGCGGAGGCUAGCCCGAUUUUCUACAUUCGUGUGAAUAGCUCCUAACUGUAACAUCCAAGUAAAAAAGCUAUGAUUCAAUGUGCUUACAAUGAGAUCAACAGCUACAUCUACACACAUACGUUGACAGGUUUUUGUCAUGUCUUUAUACACAUGUACACACACAGUCAUGAACAGCAACCCUUCUGUGAUGGUUCAAAGCUUGUGCUGCAGCACACAGGAAUGGAGAAGCUCCCUUACACGGAUAUAGUCUUAACCCAGUAUUAUCUAGCAGGAUUGUGCACGAUCACAAAUUCUGUGGUGACUCACUGGCAGAAAAAAGGGGGACACAAAACUAUAAUUAUUUGAUUAAAAACAAAGUGGGUCCCCCCCGCAAGCAGUUUUUACUCCCCAGCAACACAGGAAGCUGCUUUCUUUUGAGUCAGACCAUUGGUCCAUCUUGCGCAGUAUUGUCAACACAGUCAAGCAAUGGCUUCUCCAUGGUUUCAGGCAGGCGUCUCUCAGCCCUAUCUUUGAGAUUCUAGGGAGGGAACUUGGAAACGUUUGCAUGCAAUCAUGCAGGUGCUCUUCCCAAAGCGGCCCAUCUUCUAAGAGGAAUAUCUUACAGUGCUCACACAUGGCAUCUCCCAUUCAAAUGCAAACCCAGUUGGGCCCCUGCUUUGCAAAGGGGACAAUUCAUACUUGCUGCCACAAGACCAGCUCUCCUCCCUACCCUGCCGGAGGUAAGAUACCAGUCAUAUACAUUUCAAAACCAUUUUAAAAUAUAUUGUGAAGAAUUCAGUUGAUUUGUUAUAAAAGUAUGGAUUACUUGGUUUUGCAUAACAGUACUCUUUCCCCAUCCUCUUUUUAUUCUUGUAUUGCAGACAAUAUCUGGCCCUAUCCACCCCCAGCACAGUACCUCCAGUGACUGUUGCUGGUGUUUAUCUUAUGUUUCUUUUAGAUUGUGAGCCCUUUGGGGACAGGGAUCCAUCUUAUUUAUUUAUUAUUUCUCUGUGUAAACCGCCCUGAGCCAUUUUUGAAGGACGGUAUAGAAAUUGAAUAAAUAAUAACAAUAACAAUAAUAACAAUAUAAAUCUGAGUUUAAAACCUU
Hemicordylus capensis (graceful crag lizard) is the source of this 5139-nucleotide messenger RNA. RefSeq names its product acyl-CoA dehydrogenase short/branched chain (gene ACADSB). Gene Ontology annotation, cellular component: mitochondrion. The record is from RefSeq and is a predicted model, not a curated record. Gene Ontology annotation, molecular function: acyl-CoA dehydrogenase activity; flavin adenine dinucleotide binding. NCBI's taxonomy places the organism in Eukaryota, Metazoa, Chordata, Lepidosauria, Squamata, Cordylidae. The transcript is spliced from 11 exons. The coding region runs from base 186 to 1505 and encodes 439 amino acids.